This is a messenger RNA of Thelazia callipaeda (thelaziosis nematode), 495 nucleotides long. The record is from the annotation of a GenBank genome assembly. NCBI's taxonomy places the organism in Eukaryota, Metazoa, Nematoda, Chromadorea, Rhabditida, Thelaziidae.
AUGAAACAAGCACUGUGUACAGUUUUUGGCAUUUAUUCGUACUCAUUAUUUGUGGCUCAAGGCGGAAAUUUAUUUCAUUGCACAGAACGGGUACAAUGCGGUGGCGUGAUAUCGUCAGAAACUCAUCGUCCUGUAGUCGCGUACGUGUGUCCAACAAGGAUACAUCGUGACGAAGAGAAUCGAUGCUGUAGUCCGCCUGAAUUCAAUUGCUGUCGAGAGGCAACAUUCUUUGAGAACAAUCUCACGGCUGUGCUGUCAGCGCUGACAAUUGUUGCGUUGACUUUGUUCACGUUGCUGAUCAUAAUUUGUCUCUGCUGGGAGAAAUGCUUUUUACACAAAAUGGUGCGCAGAUAUCCAACGCUCGAUUAUAUAGCACGUCCAGAGGAAACAGAACAUUUAAACGGCUUGGGUUUGCCGGGGGAGUGCUCAGGUGAUAAGCAUAUUUACGAGGUCAGUACAGAUGUAAUUUAUCGACUCAAUAAAGAUCCCUUGUGA